Messenger RNA from Rubroshorea leprosula, 1867 nucleotides. The record is from the annotation of a GenBank genome assembly. NCBI's taxonomy places the organism in Eukaryota, Viridiplantae, Streptophyta, Magnoliopsida, Malvales, Dipterocarpaceae.
AGAGCGUCUCUCCUAGCGUCGGUUUCUCCCUUCGGAUAAAGCGGUGGUUCUUUGGUUUUCUCUGUUCGAAGAAAGAAAACAAAACAGAUAAAGGGGAAAAGGAAGUAAUGGAGAGAUCUCUUAAUGGCAUCAACGUCGAUGAUUACGGUACAGAGCUUCUACCGCCGAACGACGAGUCGGCGGCCUCGUCUUGGCGUCUCAGCACGCACAAGUUUCGCUUUCCCGAACAGACAAUCUCCGAUGGCCGUGGACGAUCCGGCACUCGCUUCUCUGGCCUUCUUUUCACUCCGAGGAAACAACGCAGGGUUUCAGAAUACUACAAAAAGCAAAAAAGGCUUCUUGAAGGGUUCAAUGAAAUGGAGACAGUGACUGAAACGGGUUCUUUUCCUGGAAGUCUGUCUGAGGAUGAGAUGAAGAAGCUUGCAAGGAGUGAGAAAUUUGCCGUUCAUGCAUCAAACAUAGCUAACAUCGUGCUCUUUGUGGCAAAGAUCUAUGCUUCAGUUAUGAGUAAAUCAAUGGCCGUUAUUGCUUCAACCCUGGAUUCAUUCUUGGAUCUACUGUCAGGAUUUAUUUUGUGGUUCACCGCACAUGCCAUGAAGAAACCAAAUCAUUAUCGGUAUCCAAUUGGGAAGAAUCGCAUGCAACCAGUGGGUAUCAUUGUUUUUGCAUCUGUGAUGGCAACUCUUGGAUUGCAAAUCAUUCUUGAGUCUGUUAGGCAAUUCUUUACGAAGUCUGGCCCUAAGAUGAAUGCUGAGCAGGAGAAAUGGAUGAUUGGGAUAAUGGUUUCUGUCACAAUAGUGAAGUUAAUUCUCAUGGUUUAUUGCCGGCGAUUCAAAAAUGAAAUAAUUAGAGCAUAUGCACAGGAUCACUUCUUUGAUGUGAUUACCAAUUCAGUUGGUCUAGUCACAGCUGUCCUUGCGAUUCAUUUCCGCUGGUGGAUUGAUCCUACUGGAGCUAUAAUUAUUGCACUGUACACAAUUGGCACCUGGGCAAGAACGGUAUUGGAGAAUGUAGCAAAGAUGGCUGAUCCUAUGCUUGGUCAUGCUGUCGAUGUCACUGUAUCCAAGUUGAUUGCGGUUGCUUCAAAGCAGCUGAAUUUGUCAUCGGAAUUGAAGGAGGACCUCACGCGGUUUUGUCUCACACUGGAGAUGAUGAGGGGAGUGCUGCAGGACGCGGAUGACAAGCGUGUCAACGGUCACUCUAAUCUCAAACAAUGGCUCUGGCUCUGGGAGCUCCGAGCUGUGGCUGAUGAUGUCGACGAUUUGUUAAAGAGCAUUUCAUUGAUCAACAGGUUAACAUCUUUGCAACUGCUUACUAUCGACGACUGUUCUGAAAUAACUAGUAUGGAUGAUGAUGGAGCAUUUGCUUUCAUGUCCCUUACAAAAUUAGUCAUAAAAUGUUGUCCUAGGUUGAAAAAUGUUCCAGAGAGGGGCCUAACAUCACUUACUGAGUUAGUCAUUGAGAAAUGUGACAGUCUGGAAUGUGUUCCAGUAAGUAGAUUAUCGUCCCUUGGAAAACUCCACAUUAGACUCUGCACAGUGAGUAGCAUGCGAGACAAGCUACCCACAUGCCUUGAAGAUUUGUAUCUGCAUGGAUGUCCUAGUCUGAGCUUUAUUCCAAGUUUAGACGGUCUUGCCUCUCUUAAAAAUGUAGUAAUUGAGGGCUGUGGUGGAUUAGCGUACCAACCAAGAGGCCUGAGCCUCCCUGUGGAGAUUCUUGACUACCUUGGUAACUUGAAGAGAUUGUCAAUUGGCCCUUUCUCAAAAGAGCUGGAAAACUUCCCAGGGCUGAGUUCCAUCGACAGGUCCCUUGAUGAGUUAUGAACAUAAUUGAUUAAAUCAGUUUAUAAUAAAAGUGAUAAAAUUUA